AUGUCAAUGUGGGCUGCUGCAAAGGUCUAUUGUACACCCCGCGAAAUUGAAGCUGGCGAAAAGCAGUUCUCAGGAUACUGCGAGGAGUAUGGCAACGUCCAACUCAUUCCUUAUGCCGAAGUGCUCCCAAACCUCACCAACGAAUACAUCAAAUCUCUUCCGGUUGCCCAGUAUAGCGAUAUUGAAGACCUCACUGUCUUCAAUACGUCGGUCAUGAUUUCCAGGUCUUUAUACAAGGCUGGUAGAGACACCUAUGUUGUCUUCGAUCUAGAAUACGUCCUCCAUCAAAGAUACGGUUGGGCCAUGUACGGGUUUUGGGGUGGGCUGCUGUUAAUAGGCGUUCUCAACCGUCUCGCUACACAUUUCUCUGGAUCUCGUCGUCUGAAAGCUGUGGACGACAUCGAGGGAAGAAAGACAUCCUCCGGCCAGAAAGGCCCUCGAUCGGGAGUUGUCGCCUGUGUCAGCUCGGUUCAUCAUUGGCUCCGAUCAAAUGUCAUCGUACCUGCAACAUUUGGCUCCCAUCACAACCGCCCUCUGUUCUGGACUACCAUACCGACACGCAUGGAAACGAUUAUCGUUGUCUCCUUCUGGGUCAUGACCUUCAUCCUGUGUUGCGUUGGCUAUCAGAUUUUCUGGCCCAACCUUUACUACACCGAACCUCAACAGGCCUGGCGGUAUAUUUCAGACCGCACUGGCAUCCUUUGCUAUGCAAUGCUGCCCUGGCUGUGGAUGUUCUCUGGAAGGAACAACAUCUUCUUAUGGCUCACUGGCUGGAGCUUUGCGACUUUCAACAUCUUCCACAGACACAUUGCUCGAUGUGCGACGGUGCUGGCGAUUGUCCAUUCGGUGGGAUGGUCGGUUUUAGAAGGCACCUUUGGCUACUUCGCCGAGUCGUGGACGGAGCAGUAUUGGUACAUGGGAGGACUGGCGACGAUUGCAAUGAGCUUGAUCGUGCUGUUCUCUUUCAUGUGGUUCCGCGUCAGGUCGUAUGAGCUCUUCCUCCUUAUCCACAUUGCACUCUCCGUGGUGACCAUCGUUGGUUUGUUUUACCACACUGCCAUCUUCGACGGAGAGUACAACGGCUAUCUAUGGCCACUGGUGGCUAUUUGGUGCUUUGAUCGAGCAGCUCGCCUUGCUCGGUGGGCAUACUGCAACCUUCACAUCAGAUUGUCCCACGCUGUUGUCAAUUCCACGGCCUCCGCAACUUACGACAAAGACGGCGACUUCAUCAGACUUGACAUCGUUCCUGGAUCUCGGAUGCUUAAAGCAGGACCUGGCCAGCAUUACUACUUGUACCAGCCAAUGAAAUGGAAGGGCUGGGAGAACCACCCCUUCACUUUGGGAGCUUACGAGACUGUCAAGGAAUCGGACCCGGCAAGCGUUGUCACGACUGCCGAAGCUGGAGCCGAGCACAGGACCGACAUCGAGGCACUCGCGGGCAAGGAUGUCGAGGCGGUUGCCGCCCCAAGCUCAUCCUCGCCGACUUCCCUAGACGUCACGCCAGACCCAUCGCAGCAUAAAGUUGACUUCUUCCAGGACAAGGUCGGUCGGCAGAAACUCACCUUCCUCAUCCGGCCCUUUGGUAGCUGGACCAAGCGUCUCCGAGACGAAUGUCUCAAGUCACCCACCGGAGUCAUCACGCCCCACCUUUUCAUUGAAGGACCCUAUGGUGAGCACAGCCCUCUGCACACAUACGAGAAUGUCGUCUUUGUUGUCGGUGGGACCGGAAUCUCUGGCGCGACGCCUUACCUGCAAGACCAUGUCCGAAGAACAAGUAGCCAAGCACAAGCAUCACGCCCGGAUGGAAAAGUGGCUACGCGCACGAGAGACAUCACCUUGAUAUGGUCAACUAAGCAGUCCGCGAUGAUCCGCAGCGUCGUGGCACACGAGCUGAAGCCCAUACUCGGGCGUGAGGACAUCCACAUCCACCUGCACGCCACAUCGUCCCGAGAGCCGCAGAGUAGCAGCAGUCUGGAUUCCCACGAAGUCGACCUCGCCCACGCCGCUGCAGCGCGGGACAAGGAAGUCGAUCUCAAGAGCACCCCCGCCACGAGCCUUAGUGACGGACUGACCAUCUCGUACGGCCGGCCUGACAUUUCCGCCACGAUCCUGACCAUCAUCAACGACGUGAACAGCGCCGGCCCCGCCGGCGGCCGCAUUGCCAUCUUGACCUGUGGCCCGGGCGGCAUGGCCGACGAGGCCAGGGCAGCGGUCCACACAGCCUUGAAGCAGGGUAAGCGAGGUGUUGAAUACUUUGAAGAGGCUUUUGGGUGGUGA
Fonsecaea erecta is the source of this 2277-nucleotide messenger RNA. RefSeq lists its product as hypothetical. Gene Ontology annotation, cellular component: plasma membrane. The record is from RefSeq and is a predicted model, not a curated record. Gene Ontology annotation, biological process: iron ion transport; copper ion import; intracellular iron ion homeostasis. The transcript has 8 exons. The coding region runs from base 1 to 2277 and encodes 758 amino acids. NCBI's taxonomy places the organism in Eukaryota, Fungi, Ascomycota, Eurotiomycetes, Chaetothyriales, Herpotrichiellaceae. Gene Ontology annotation, molecular function: ferric-chelate reductase activity.